Molecule: messenger RNA, 2966 nt
Organism: Falco peregrinus (peregrine falcon)
Lineage: Eukaryota; Metazoa; Chordata; Aves; Falconiformes; Falconidae
Gene: HAP1
Product: huntingtin associated protein 1
Exons: 15
Coding region: 129-2324 (731 amino acids)
Biological process (GO): anterograde axonal transport of mitochondrion; neurogenesis; neurotrophin TRK receptor signaling pathway
Cellular component (GO): dendrite
Molecular function (GO): signaling receptor binding
Source: RefSeq, a predicted model, not a curated record
GCUCGGUUCGGCUGCGGUGGGCUCGGCUCGGCACGGCUCGGUUCGGCUGCGGUGGGCUGGGCUGAGCGGCUGCGGUGGGGUCGGCUGCGCUGCGCUGCGGUGGGCUCGGCUCGGCACGGCACGGCACGAUGGAGAUCUGGAGCAGCCCCGCCGCCUACGACGAGCUGAACGGGAGCGCGGAGCGGGGCGCCGGCGCCGACCCCCUCGCCCGGGAGCUGGAGGAAGUCCUGUGCACUGAGCGGGUGGUCAGGAUCACAAAAACCUACCACGACAUUGAUGCUGUCACCAACCUGCUGGAUGAGAAGGAGCGGGACCUGGAGCUAGCAGCGCGCAUCGGGCAGUCCCUGCUGAAGCAGAACCGGGGCCUGACUGAGCGCAACGAGCUGCUGGAGGAGCAGCUGGAGUUGGCCAAAGAGGAGAUUGCGCAGCUGCGCCAUGAGGUCUCCAUGCGGGACGACCUGCUCCACUUCUACACCACCACGACGGAGGAGAGCGAGCCCACCUCCACCACCUCCACACCGCUGCGCCGGCACGAGUCCUCGCUGUCCCUGCAGCAGUACUUCCAGUACGACACGCUGCAGCAGAAACUCAAGUGCCUGGAGGAGGAGAACCAGAAGCUUCGCAUGGAGGCCACCAACAUCGCAACCGAGACCUGUCGGUACGAGGACCAGGAGCAGCAGCUGAUGAUUGACUGUGUGGAGCAGUUCUCCGAAGCGAGCCAGCAGGUGGUUUACCUUUCCAACGAGCUGGCCCGCAAGGCGGAGGACACGGCGCGGCAGCAGGAGGACAUCAGCCAGCUCCUGGCGCAGGUCGCGGACCUGCAGCAGAAAUGCCGCACGUACGGCUCGGAGGUGGAGGAGCUCCAGCAGCACCUGGCUGUGGCCAAGGAGGUGCAGCAACAGCUGCGGAUGGAGCUGCGGGACCUGCAGGAGAAGUACACGGAGUGUGGCGGGAUGCUGCAGGAGGCCCAGGAGGAGGUCAAGAGCCUGCGCAGCCGCAGCCUGCCCAACAGCACCGUCAGCCGCUACGGCGCACCCAGCCUCCUGCCCGUGGACUCGCUGGCGGCUGAGAUCAAGGGGACGAUGAGGAAGGGGGCAGACAGCUCCUCCUCGGACUACAAGAGCUACCGGCGCGUCUUUGAGACGGUGAAAGCGGUGAACCAGGUGGCCAAAGCCAAGUCUUGCUCAGAGUCUCCCCACAACAUGCCGGGCUCCAAGCAGUUGUCAGCUGCCACCUCCGGAGGGGCCAGCACCCCCCACACCAGCUGCUCCGGCCCAGGGGGCACCCAGGCCGAGGGGGCCGGAGAGGAGCCCCGGGCGGCCCCCGGGCAGCAGGACCUGGAGGCAGCGGUGCAGCGGCUGUCGGUGCGGCAGCAGAGCCAUGCCUCGGAGGAACGUUCCUUCUUCGAGGCCGAGCGGGAGCGCAAGCUUUGGCGGCUGAGGGAUGGCGAGAGCUCCAGUGGCUUCCUCACCCCCAAUGAGAGCAUCAUCUCCACCGGGACCAACUACUCAGGGGGCUCGGAGCUCACCGCUGGCUCCGGCUUUUCCCUCAGCUCCCUCACCUACCUGCCUGACAAGCUGCAGAUUGUGAAGCCCCUGGAAGGCUCUGUGACUCUCCACCACUGGCAGCAGCUGGCACGGCCCAACCUGGGUGGGAUCCUGGUGCCCCGUCCCGGGGUGCUCACCAAAGACUUCAGGCAGCUGGACAUUGACCUGGAGGAGGUCUACAGCCUCAACGACCUGGAGGAGGACGACGUGGACGCCGGCUCCUUCCAGCUGCUCCCUACCUCAACGCCUGCCAAAGCCAAGGAGCGCCCCGGGGUGUUCCUCUCUGUUAACAACCUUCCCCAGACCCUGUCUACCUUCACCAUCACCACCUGCCACAUCCUCCACCCCACCACUGAGAUCACCACUGUGACACCCAGUCUGUAUAACGCCGUCGUGCCUUCUUGUGGGCCCUUUGCGGGGCUGAGCCCUGGCAGCCCCUCACCGGACCUGUCUUACCCCACUCUGACACCUGGCCCCGGACCCCCGAGCACCCCCCUGGGACUUGUCAGGCUCUUGCUGGUGCAGGGCAUCUCUGCCUCAGUGCCAGGAUUGGGGCCGCAGUGGCCCCUCCAGCUCCCCUCCCAGGACCUCCAGCACGCUGACACCCGGCCCUUCCCUGCGCCCGGGGGGCAGGACAGACCCCCACCCAGGAGCAGCAUCUUCAGCUUGAACCUGGUGGAGAAUCUGCGGCGUCUGGGGCUGGACAAGGUGGUGGCCAGAGGGGAGAUGUCCUACGCCCGAGUGGAGCGUGGGAGAGCCCGGGGCGUGCUGACCUGACGGUGCUGCGGAGCCCCCAAGCUCAGGAUGAGACUCGUCCCCUUUGUCCCCAUCCAUUGGGAAUGGAGACGGGCCAGGCUGUCAGCCUCAGCCCUGGUGCUGCCCCAGGACCUGCAGCACCCCCAGCCCCGGAUCGAGGGGCUUUGCCCUGGCUGCGAGGACAGACCCCUGUGGUGCCCCGUGGCCCCAGCGCGAUGCUCCCUGGCCCCGUGUUACACUGGGGCAGGGGUCCUGUGUACCUGGAGCUGUGUGUGGUGAUGCUGGGGGGGGGGGGGCAGCUCUGGGCAGGGGGUUCUGGCUCUCCCUGUUCCCCCACUGGGGGGGUACGGACCCUUCGCAGGAGCCGCUUGCUGGCAAUAAACUGUUCCUACUUCUGUGGAGCCUGUUGGAGGAGCAAAGGGCAGCUCGGCCCUUUGGGGGGCUCGGGAGGACCAGUCUGGGCCGAGGUGAGACCUCCCACCCCAGGCCCAGCAUCUCGGCUGGCUUUUAAAGGGAAUAGUGGUUUUAAACGUUUUCCUGCCCAUGCAAUAGCAGUAGCAGCAGCCCCCCCCCGGCUCGGGAGACACCGGUGGUGGGUAUUUCUCAGGAUGUAGCGGUUGCUCCGGCCGUGCCCCGUCCUCUGUUAAAUAAAUGUGAAGUCAC